Molecule: messenger RNA, 1104 nt
Organism: Grus americana (Whooping crane)
Lineage: Eukaryota; Metazoa; Chordata; Aves; Gruiformes; Gruidae
Gene: LRRC20
Product: leucine rich repeat containing 20
Exons: 4
Coding region: 102-653 (183 amino acids)
Molecular function (GO): protein binding
Source: RefSeq, a predicted model, not a curated record
UUUUUAGCAUCCCUCUCCCGAGAGGCCGGGGCAGCCGGUUUCUCCCUCCAGCCGUGGAUCUCCCCGGCCAAAGCGCGUCCCCGGCGGGACCGGGUGCCCGCAUGCAGAAGAGGAUGGGCGAGGCGGUGGCCCGGGUGGCCAGGAAGGUGAACGACACGGUGGAGAACAAAACUGAUUCCCUUGAUCUGGCCAACUGCAAGCUGAUGACCUUCCCCGUCGGCAUCUACAAAGCCAUGAGGAGCGUCACCGAGGGGAUCCACCGCAUCUCCCUGGCAAACAACGAGCUGAAGUCCCUCACCGGCAGGUUCAUCACCACCUUCAGCCAGCUGAGAGAGCUCAACCUGGCAGGCAACUACCUGCACCGCCUGCCCGAGGAGGUCACCUCCCUGCUGCACCUCCGGGCCAUCAACCUCUCCCGCAACAGAUUUCGGCGCUUCCCCGAACCCCUGGCCGCUGUUGCCACCCUGGAGACCAUUGACCUGGAAGAAAAUGAGAUCACAGAGGUGCCGGUGGAGAAGCUGGCCUCCAUGGCAUCGCUGCGGAGCCUCAACCUGCGGGCGAACCCCGUCGGCCCCGAAGCGCGGCUGUUGGUCCGGCCCCUCGUCCCCUUCGACCUGCUGCUGUCACCGGAGGAGCCCGGCCCCGAAGCCUGAGAGGGUCUCGGGGUGCCCGCGCGGAGCCGGGCGAGCUCUCCCGUGGGGCGACUGCCCGCGAGAGUGGUUUGGCUUAGGUCAGUCCCUGCUACGUCGCUGUUUCUGUCCCAAAUCUGCAGCAAGGCAGCCAGUCCCUCUUAUUUUUUAUUUUUUUUUUCCCCUUAAGAAAAAGCAAGCAGCGGGGGCUCUUCCGCAAAGGGAUGGCUCUGCCAGCUCCCGAGCCGAGGAAUCUCUCGCUUUGUGUUUUGGGCAGGCGGAGGAGACGGGAUGCGUGUGCCAUGCGAGGUUUUGGGUAAAAUUGGGGGAGUUGGAUGUUUGGCUGCAUCUUUCCUGCCUGGUUGGUGAUGGGGAGCAGCUGGGACGGUGGGGGGCAUCCCUGUGGCAUAAGGGUUCCCCCUGGAAUUGCUGACAUCGCGGUGUGCUGAGUGCCUGAUUAAACGUUUUCCUGUUA